GUCUGGACCCUGUCAGCUGGUGUCUGGACCCUGUCAGCUGGUGUCUGCACCCUGACAGCUGGUGUCUGCACCCUGUCAGUUGGUGUCUGCACCCCAUAAACUGGUGUCUGAACUGGUGUCUGCACCCUAAAAGUUGGUGUCUGCACCCUGUCAGUUGGUGUCUGCACCCUGUCAGCUGGUGUCUUCACCCUGUCAGCUGGUGUCUGCACCCUGUCAGCUGGUGCCUGCACCCUGUCAGCUGGUGCUGCAUGCUGUGAGAUGGUGUCUGCACCCCUUAAUUUGGUGUUCAUAAGUACGACUGUGCAAAGAAACCUUGUCACUCAAGAGAUAAUCACCUCUAUAGCGGAGGAAAUAAGCAUUGACUGGAAAGAUGUUGGAAGAAGGUUAAAAUUAAAGGAAAGUAUACUUGACAAUAUAGAGGACGAGUACCGUAAGACAAAGGAGAAAUCUACCCAAAUGCUUAAUAAAUGGAAACAGCUAAAUGCAGCAUCUGCUACUAUUCAAGUAUUGAUGGUUGCAUUGAAGCAAGCAGGAAGGAGAGAUAUAGCAGAGACAUUGGAAGAAAUGACUCAAGUGCAUGCCUCAGAGCAAGAUGAAGAUGUCCGUACAGCCACCACAGCAUUAGAGAAAUUGGAGCUAUCAGCAGAUGGUUUCAGUGACAGGGGAAAGCCUUUAACCACUCCUGAAAAGUGAAUAUUUCUCUUCGAUACAAUUCAAGUACAAAUGCUGGCUAUUUUCCACCGACCUCUGGAUACUUUUUUUUUAAAGUCGACUUAAGUUUUAUUUGAACUAAAAAGAUAAAAUAACUUCCACCUAAGUAGGGACUUAGCAAUCUCCACUUGAAGGCCCUGCAAUACAACAGGGCAGUAGUAAGGGUUGGCACUGGGAAAAUCUGCCCCCCCCCCAGGGGCGGAUCCAGAAGUUCCAGAAAGAGGGGCUGAAGCAAGCCCUGAUUCAUUGCUUUUCUGUGAAUUUCCUUACAUUUCUUGUUCUUUUUGAAAUACCUGUAAAAAGGAGUUCAAUGUCCGCUCGGCCCACCCGUAGAUCCGCCUCAGCCUUGAAUAGUUUGAAAUGCCUUAUAAUUUUAGUCUACUUAGCAGCAUUGUAGUGAAGUGUAUUGUGUUUAUUAGUGUAUUUUAGUAUCUAAGCACUACAUAUAUAUUCUUAGGCAGGUAGUACUGAUUUUUAUUCAAUUCUAGUUUUUCUGAAAGAACAUAUAAUAUGCUGUAAAUUUCAAUAAUUCUUUAGGUCCAGAGUAUUAAAUUAAAAAUAAUAUUUAUA
Messenger RNA from Nematostella vectensis (starlet sea anemone), 1281 nucleotides. Its product is annotated as FAS-associated death domain protein-like. The coding region runs from base 259 to 693 and encodes 144 amino acids. The transcript has 4 exons. Lineage: Eukaryota; Metazoa; Cnidaria; Anthozoa; Actiniaria; Edwardsiidae. Gene Ontology annotation, biological process: signal transduction. The record is from RefSeq and is a predicted model, not a curated record. Gene Ontology annotation, molecular function: protein binding.